CCGCCGCCGUUCGAACGGGGACAUGGCGGGCCCGGCCGUGCUGCCCGAGGAGUGGCGGCUGUACCUCGUCUCCUCCCGAGUCGCCACCUUCCGCAACUGGCCUUUCACCGAGGGCUGCGCCUGCACGCCCGAGCGGAUGGCGGCGGCGGGUUUCGUGCACUGCCCCAGCGAGAACAGCCCCGACGUGGCGCAGUGCUUCUUCUGCCUCAAGGAGCUGGAGGGCUGGGAGCCCGACGACGACCCCCUGGAGGAACACAAAAAGCACUCUGCGGCCUGUGGUUUUCUUUCCCUUCAGAAAGAACCUGCUAACCUGACACUACAGGAGUUCCUUAAGCUGGACAAAAUGCGAAUAAUAAAGUCAAUUAAAAAAGAGAUUUCUCAGAAGAUGACCGAGGUUGAAGAUGCAGCCAAGAGAACACGCUCUAAAAUAAAGAAUCUGGCCUAGACUGCUGCAGCUUCACA
Molecule: messenger RNA, 462 nt
Organism: Empidonax traillii (willow flycatcher)
Lineage: Eukaryota; Metazoa; Chordata; Aves; Passeriformes; Tyrannidae
Product: baculoviral IAP repeat-containing protein 5-like
Exons: 4
Coding region: 23-445 (140 amino acids)
Source: RefSeq, a predicted model, not a curated record